Gigantopelta aegis is the source of this 785-nucleotide messenger RNA. RefSeq lists its product as uncharacterized. The transcript is spliced from 5 exons. The record is from RefSeq and is a predicted model, not a curated record. The coding region runs from base 45 to 665 and encodes 206 amino acids. Lineage: Eukaryota; Metazoa; Mollusca; Gastropoda; Neomphalida; Peltospiridae.
AAAUUCGUUGUCUCGUAUGGUGUCGGGAAUUAUUUGUAUUUUUAAUGAUACGUAGGUUAUUAUUUUUGUUUUUGUUUUUUUUGCAGGUUGUAAUCAUUCUUAUGGCAGUUGCUCUGCUGCUGGUUACAGACGCACUACCUAGAGGCACAGAGGUUUACGAAACCCCGGACGGCCAUAUGUACAAGAUUAAAACGGAGAGAAAUGGCGAAGAGACAGUUACCAGAGAUGGUGAUGAUGAUGACAGACAAGUCACCAUAGCGAUGCACAAGCUCGGCAAGUGGGUCGUGCUGAUGGAAAAUGACAACGAAACAUGUUUCGUCAUUGACAUGACGGAAGAGGAGAUAACCCAGAAGGCUACGGUCGUAGACUUCGAAACCCUGGACUACGAGGUGAAAAACACCGAAGAAGAAGUGGACGUCGAGAUAAAAGCAACUUGUGAGAAACAUGGUACAGGCCGAGCCAUCAUUCAGCUGGGACCGAAAGAGGAAACCAACACUUCGCCCAAACUCCCGUUCUUCAAAGGUGGAAACGGAGGAAUUGUGAAACGUUCUACGUGCUGGAAAAUAUGCUACUUGGGCGUCAAAAUCUGCAGACGCCCUUGCUAUGUCUGCACACCUGUUUGCCAUGUCUACAUACGUUGGUGGUUUUGCAUCAGAAAAUGCUAAAUCCAUGAACAUCUCAGACUUUGAAUACAACUAUUAAAGAGACUCUCCUGAGUUUGCAGCCAUUGUAAAAUGUUUGCGAUAACAGAGCCUUGUUGGCGACUACUAUUUCAUACUUUUCUU